Molecule: messenger RNA, 4843 nt
Organism: Bicyclus anynana (squinting bush brown)
Lineage: Eukaryota; Metazoa; Arthropoda; Insecta; Lepidoptera; Nymphalidae
Gene: RASSF8
Product: ras association domain-containing protein 8
Exons: 10
Coding region: 188-1570 (460 amino acids)
Biological process (GO): signal transduction
Source: RefSeq, a predicted model, not a curated record
UUUGUCGUCUGUGGUGUCAAACUGUCAACUCCGCGUAUUUUGUGGAUAUUUUGUAACAAAUUCGUGAUGUUUUUGUUAAAUUUCUGCUUGUUUGUUAAAGGAAAAGAGUUUCAUGCGAAGUGAGUAAAAUAUAGAAUGGUGUCGUAAACAUAUGUGUUCUGUACGCUAAUUCAGAAAUACGAAAUUAAUGGAGCUAAAGGUCUGGGUCGAGGGAAUACAAAGGAUUGUUUGUGGGGUGACGGAGACCACGACUUGUCAGGAUGUAGUAUUUGCAUUGGCUCAUGCAACUGGCAAGGUGGGAAGAUUCACUCUGAUAGAGAGGUGGAGGAAUAAUGAAAGACUUUUAGCUCCUCAGGAAUAUCCAUUGAAGAUUCUGAUGAAAUGGGGUGAAUACUCAAAUGAUAUUCAAUUUAUAUUAAGAAGAUCAGACAAUGGAAGCAGCAAUAACCAAAAACUUGUACAACCCACAAAUAACUCUAGAUCACCUGUCGGAAAUGGGAGCCAUAACACAUCCAGUCCGAACAUAUCAGACAAACAAAGUUCACCGAACAGGAUUAACACAACACCCACACAUAACAAUGUAAAUAACACAUCCCCUGGCAAUCCUGUUGGCGUGGUCAAGGGGGUGCAACAAGCCAAAUCCCCUGAAUCUAAUAGCCCUGUGCUUAAAGACGUCCCACCUUAUAGAGAUCCACCACCUCCGUAUAGGUCGCCCCCACCGCCUUCAGCUUUAAGAAAGUCCCCUAAUCGCACUACUCGUAGGCCUCCGCACAUGUCUCCCGUGGAGCACCCAGAGGAGGAGCGAGGCCCUGAAGCGGUCAGUUACAACAGCCAGUACAGGGAGUUGGUGUCACUAGUCAACUACCAGCGGGAGAAGUUGUCGAGCCAACAAGUUGAUCUUAUUAAGUAUGAUGCAGAAAUUGGUUUCUGGGAAAACAAAGGUCGCGAACAAGAGAGACAAGUGGAGUUAUUGCAGCAGCAGAUCAGCUCUACCGACAACCAACUUCGCAUCAGUACUGAACAGGUGCAAUCUCUCAACUACGUGGAAGAAGAAAGUGAAAUAGCUAAACAGAAUGAGAAGACCCUCAAGUCUGAGAUAGUGUUGGUUCGCUCCAAGCUGGCCAACUGCGAGACUGAGCUGCUGCAGUGCAAGAACAAGAUACGGAAGCUCAUGGAGGACAUUCACAACGAACAGCGCAUUGUUAGCAGCCGCCAGCAGGAGAACAGACAAGCACUGGAAAGGUCGAUGUUGGCGGAGGUGGAGAACCUGCAGACUCAGAUACAGCAAGCGAAGCACGCCACAGAGAUCAACCACCUCACCGCCGAGAAUCUUAAAAGAGAGGUGGGUGUGCUAGAGAAUGCCAUAAUGGAGAAGAAGCGCCAGGUGGAGCGGCUGGUGCAGGAGAUGAAGGAAGCCAACCUGCAGAGUCUGACGGGCAGUGUCGACGAGCUGCGACACCCACUUGAUGGUUUAUGCAAAGCAGGGAGUGCACGUAGAAUAAUAGGUUCGCCAAGGCAACUAGAAAACGCGGCGCCCACCAACAAGAACCCACAUGGCGUGUGGGUUUGAAUGUUUGUUUGUGUUAUUGAUCCAUCAACUGCCAUAUAUUGAUGGGUGUUAUACCGCCCGCCCGUGCACUGGCGUUUCUCAUAUGUAGAAUUUUUUUAAUUAAAAAAAAAGAAGCUAAUUAGGGUGACCAAAUUAUAUUUUUUUUUCGGAUUUUUCUUUUUCUAUCUUUAUAAAUUCGAAAACAUAAAUAUAACUUGAUCACGCUAGGGAAAUUUUCAAAACUAUUCGAAUUCGUUUUGGAUAAUUAGGUGGUGUAUCUACCAUUUGCUUUUUAUCCAUUAAUUACGAGACACCCUGUGUAACAUAGGAGCCCGAGAGCACGGGUUAAGCAACGCCAUUGUGAAGGUGCAAAAAUGUAUAUUAAUGGAUUUUUUAUUGAUUAAAUGUAUUUAUAGUGUUUGAGUGUGAAAUAUUAACAACAAAAAAUAUUUACUUGAAUAAUUAUAUUUUUUUGGAGAGCAUAAUAUUAUUUUUAUAGCGCCUUAUUAUGUUGAUGAUUUAUCCCCUUUAAAUCCCUUCAAUAUAAUUUGAGUUUAAAAUACAAAAAGGUAAUUCUAUGUAAAGGAAUUUUCAUUAUAUAAUUGAAAAAAAAAUCAUAGAAAAUCGUGAUCUUUGAAAUUCAAAUAAACAGUUCAAGAAUAUCAGUAAUCGGUAUAUAUAUACUCAGAUGCACAAUUAUCCGCCCACUUUAAUAUACUUGCGUCAUAUUAAAGUGGGCGGAUAAUCGUGCCUUAAAUUCCAGCGGAAUACAUUAUAAAAAAAUCAAAACAUGAUAAUGUAUUGUACUGCCAUAGAUUUGUGUGAAUGCUUAUUUAGAGUGUGUUAUUUAAUUUUAUAAUCUGUCUUAUUCAUAAAAGUUAGUAAGAAAUAUGAUAGCAAAUUAUUCCGCCUUUCAAAUAUAGGCCUACUAAGCUUAUCGUGACCACGACAUAUUUCAAGACGUAUUAAAAUAUAUAUAAAUAAAUUCAAAUAUUUUUAAAAUGUGUCAUAAUUAUAUUUAUUUAUUGACUCAAAUCGUCAACUGAAAAUGCUAAUUUUAAUAUUUUAGUUUUUAGAUUUUAAUUUUUACAGUAAAACUGAACAUAAAUUAAUUACAUGUCAUAGACUAAAGCUAACAAAAACAAUUCUUUUGAAUUUUAAUUUAUAAAAGAAUGUUUUUAUAUCUAUUACAGAAAAAUAUGCACACGCAGAUUUAGGUAUACACUAAUUUAUUUAUAUAUAACUUUUAUAAAAUAUAAAACAGUAUUGAUUUAUAUAAAAAAUUAGCCUUUCCGUUGGGUGCUUCUACUUGCCCAAGAAAACAAACUUUUAUUAAUAAGACAGAAUAUAAUAAUAUUGUAUUAUUAAGUUAUUAUGUAGUAUUUAAUUUAUUUAGAAUUUGUGUUCAAAUUAGUGUCAUAUUUAAUCGAUUGUCACAAUUUAUUUUAUAUUUUGUGUUUUUUUUUUAAAAAUUGUAUUAUCGUAUCUUGCCGUGGUAUAUUAGAAUAACUAUUAAAAAAAUAUGUGAGAAAUUAUGAAGUGAGCACCAAAAUACAUAAAUAAAUUGUAUAUUUAUGUAGCAAUAUCAAGUUUACAAAAUAAUCACAAUAUUUUUAUAAUAGAGGGAGAAAAUUAGGUAUUUUAAUCUUUAAAUUUAGAAAUCGUUAUGAGACUUUAAAACCCUAAAAGAAAACAAAAUGUAAACGUUCGAUAGCUUAGCGCAUUUUGAAGAUCAUGUACUUAUUAAUAGGCCAUUGUAUAUAAACGUUGAAGCAUUUAAAUAUGUAUUUACAAUUUGAAAUAGAUUAUUUUGGAUUUUGGGAUAACUAGAGGUUUCCUAUUAUUUUUAAUUGCCAAUGUUGGCACAUAUUUUUCGUUGGAUGAAGGGGUAAAAAAUAAAAAUAUUUUAUAAUCGAACAAAUGUAUUGUACCUAAUCACAAAAUUAUUAAUGUGCCAUGAGUACGAAGUUUAUGAAAAGUUACACCCGUAUUACAAAUAUCACUUUUUCCUCUAAAGGUAUUAUUUUUUCUACCUACUAAUGAUAUAGUCGACUUCACAGAAAAUGCACUCUAAAGUCCGGCCGCUCAGAGAUUUCUGAUACCUGUCAAUGACAAUGUCAAUGAGAGAGAUAAUGUCAAUGUGAUAAUUGAAUAUCUUUUAUUAAUGAAAGCCAUAAAGAAGAAUUGAAUUGAAUUGAACCUUUAUAAUUAACGAGUAAUAACACUAAAGAUUGAAUAAUUAUGCCAACUUACAAUAAACAAAUAAUUAAUUACUCAUUAUAAAAAGGCGACAUUGACAGGUGUCAGAAACGCAAUUUCUGAGCGACCGGUUUUUAGGAAUAUAAUUUCCACAUGCAAUAUGUUGCCCUAUCCAGUAUAAUAUGUCCUCUUCCAAGCCAACAAUAAAUUAUAUAUUUUAUAACACACAGUAAACCUGGUAAUUUAAUAUAAAAAAUAAAAAUAAAUGUUUUUUUUUAAAUAAAUAUUUAUUUAAUAAUUUACUGUCCAUGUUUUUUUUUAAAAUAAGGUUUAUUUUUUGGCUGUAAGACUAAUAUGUACCUAUAUUGGAGUAAUAUUUGAAAUACGGGUUUAGGUAUACCAUAACAUUUAUAUUAUUAAUAGUUUUCGAAUUUUAAAUUGUACCAGUCUUACUUGAAAUUUGCAAUAUAGAAAUAAUGUGUUGAUAUUAAUAAUAAUCUAGUCGGAAAUAUAGCCAUUGCAAUAUUUUAUAGACAAUUUUCAUAUAGAAGCACAGAAUAAAGAAUGAUACAGAAUGAGUCUAUACAACCAGCGCGGUGAGAUCGGUGAAACCCAACCCAAAAAACAAACAUUUUUCAUAAUUUGUAUUUCAAGAUUUAACUCUAACAACGAUAAUUACGUAAAUUGAUAUCAUAUUACACUAAUAGUAAUAAUCAAUAAUUGAUUAAUAAUUAUCUAUAAAAAAUACUCCAUCUUAUUUUUUUUUAGUUUUUGUGAACAGUUUUUAAAAUAUUUAAAAACAUAACACGCCAUUUUGCUUGAAUAAUAUUAAAAAUUACUGAUGCGACGGUUCGUGUUGUAGUGACUCGUUGUGUGGAAUGGCUGCAUCCGUGUUCCGUACGCUCUAUCUGCCUAAUAUUCUUUAAUCUGUGUGUAGAAGUAUGUACGGCCUAACAAUUUCACACUGAAUGUAUUCAAGCAUAAUACAAGUUUGUAAGUCCUAAGUAUUUGUAGAUAGUUAUUAUUUCACUGUGUACUCUGCAUGGUUACUAAUAGACAAUUUGUGUAUACAAAAUAUAUUGAAUUUAGAACAAA